This is a messenger RNA of Eutrema salsugineum, 1475 nucleotides long. Its product is annotated as BAHD acyltransferase BIA1. The record is from RefSeq and is a predicted model, not a curated record. The transcript has a single exon. Lineage: Eukaryota; Viridiplantae; Streptophyta; Magnoliopsida; Brassicales; Brassicaceae. The coding region runs from base 25 to 1353 and encodes 442 amino acids.
AAGGAAUAAGAAGAAGAAGAAUCGAUGGAAAUGAUGAAGGUUGAAACAAUCACUAAAGAAAUCGUAAAACCAUCUUCCACAACUCCUCUUGAUCUCAAAACUCUCCAACUAUCUAUUUAUGAUCACAUCCUCCCUCCCAUUUACACAGUCGCCUUUCUCUUUUACACCAAAGAUGAUUCGAUCUCACGAGAACACACUUCCCAAAAACUCAAGACUUCGAUGUCCCAAACCUUGACCAAACUCUACCCUCUCGCCGGAAGAAUUAACGGAGUCACCGUAGAGUGUAACGACGAAGGAGCUAUCUUCGUUGAUGCUUAUGUCAAUAACUACACUCUCUCUGAUUUUCUCACACCCCCAGAUUUCAAAGCCCUCCAACAGUUGCUUCCUCUAGAUGUUGUAGGCAACCCGUGCGAGGCUGCUGCUACAUGGCCUCUCCUGCUUGUAAAGGCCACUUACUUUCAAUGCGGUGGCAUGGCCAUCGGAGUCUGCAUCUCUCACAAAAUAGCCGACGCAGCCUCCAUCUCCACUUUCAUAAAAACUUGGUCUGCCACAGCUCGAAGAGAGGCCGAUGCAGCCGUGGCGUGUCCCGAGUUUGUCUCUACAAAUUUCUACCCACCAGCCAAUGAGGCCUUUAAGGUUCCAGUUGACGAGAAAGCCAACAAGAGACGCAGCAUCACGAAGAGAUUCGUGUUCGCUGCGUCUAAGUUGGAUGAGCUCAGGACCAAAGCCGCUAGUGUAGACUCUGUAUCCCCACCUACGCGGGUGGUGAGCGUCACUGCCCUUCUCUGGAAGUGUUUCGUCGCUGCUGCAUCCUCAAAGACAGAUAAUUGUGAUUUAAAACUGUUGAUCCAACCCUUUAACUUGCGCCGCAAGAUACCUUCCCUUCUGCCAGAAAGCCUAAUGGGAAAUGUCAUCUUCUGUUCAGUGGUCUUGAGUAGUGAUGGAGAACGGGAAGUGAAAAUUGAAGAGGCAGUUAGAGACUUGAGAAAAAAGGGGGAGGACUUACAAAUUGUGAUCCAAGACGAGGAUGAGUCAUGUUCGAUGAUCGGUUCUAAACUAGCAAAUUUGAUGCUUAGUAAUUAUUCGAGGAUGAGCUAUGAGACUCAUGAACCCUACACCGUGAGUAGCUGGUGCAAAUUACCACUUUACGAAGCCAAUUUUGGAUGGGGAUCUCCGGUUUGGGUUGCGGGAAAUGUAUCUCCCGCUUUCGACAACUUAGCCGUGUUGAUCGAUUCCAAAGACGGACAAGGAAUUGAAGCGUUGGUCACACUGCCCGAAGAAAACAUGUCGUCCUUCGAGCAAGACCCAGAGCUGCUCGCCUUUGCUGUCAUGAAUCCUAAUGUCUUGGUUUAAAUUCUGCAAUAAUUUAUAUCAAACCGUUGUUUCCUUGAUCAAUAUUUGGGUAUAUCGAAUCGGUGUACUAUAUAUCAAAUAAACAAAUGUGACUUGUAAGAAAAUCAUGUAAGCUUUCAUUA